Messenger RNA from Tetrahymena thermophila SB210, 351 nucleotides. RefSeq names its product transmembrane protein, putative. The record is from RefSeq and is a predicted model, not a curated record. Lineage: Eukaryota; Ciliophora; Oligohymenophorea; Hymenostomatida; Tetrahymenidae. The transcript has 2 exons.
AUGAUACAGAGGAACAUUCAACAAAAAAAGUAAAACUUUGGCUUAAAAAUAAAGAUAUGCCUACUUAACCAAUCAAUAAUAAUGACGAUUUAAGGAAUUCAAAUGAGUAUUCUAUUUAUGAACAAUAACUAUUGUAAGUAGUAGAUAAUCUAAUAAUAAAUAAUAGAGAAAAUGAAAUUAUAUUUUAAGUAGCAAUAACUUUUUCAAAUAUUAAUUUCUUUCUUUAUCACACAACAAAAAAUUUAAAAUCAAGCUAAAGAUAGGAGAAAAUAAAUACUAAUAAUAAUCUUAAUAAAUAACAAAAUUAUUUUUGUCUGUGUGGUAAAUUUUACUAAUCUACAAAAGAAAUGA